Molecule: messenger RNA, 2451 nt
Organism: Lampris incognitus (smalleye Pacific opah)
Lineage: Eukaryota; Metazoa; Chordata; Actinopteri; Lampriformes; Lampridae
Gene: calr
Product: calreticulin
Exons: 9
Coding region: 105-1352 (415 amino acids)
Biological process (GO): protein folding
Cellular component (GO): endoplasmic reticulum membrane; endoplasmic reticulum
Molecular function (GO): calcium ion binding
Source: RefSeq, a predicted model, not a curated record
GCGAGUCUGGAUUGGAAAACCACUUAGCGCAUACGUUUCAUUAACGUCGCUUGUAUUUACAUUUAUAGGCAGUUGAAUUUGUGAGAGUGCUUUCGCUCAUUAAAAUGACUGCGCUGUCGCUGCUUUUGAUAGCCGUGUCCGCCGUAUCUGUGCUAGCCGAGUCCACUGUAUAUUUUCGAGAGCAAUUUGAGGAUGCGGACGCCUGGAAAAACCGCUGGGUGGAAUCCAAACACAAGUCUGACUAUGGCCAGUUUGUCUUGACCGCAGGGAAGUUCUAUGGUGAUGCAGAGAAAGACAAAGGACUUCAGACCAGCCAAGAUGCUCGCUUCUACUCCUUAUCGAUCCGCUUUGAUGACUUCAGCAACCAGGGCCAGCCUCUGGUCAUCCAGUUCACUGUCAAACACGAGCAGAGUAUCGACUGUGGUGGAGGCUACAUCAAACUGUUCCCCUCUGGCCUCAACCAGGAAGACAUGCACGGAGACUCCAACUACAACAUCAUGUUUGGUCCUGACAUUUGUGGCCCUGGCACCAAGAAGGUUCAUGUUAUCUUCAGUUACAAAGGCAAAAACCACCUGAUUAACAAGGACAUCAGAUGUAAGGAUGAUGAGUACACUCACCUGUACACGCUGAUUGUCACUCCCGACAACACUUACGAAGUAAAGAUAGACAAUAAGAAGGUUGAGUCUGGCAGUUUGGAGGACGACUGGGACUUCCUGCCGCCCAAGAAGAUCAAGGAUCCCGAGGCCAAGAAGCCCGAGGACUGGGACGAGCGCGAGAAGAUCCCUGACCCUGACGAUAAGAAACCAGAGGACUGGGACAAGCCUGAGAAUAUCCCGGACCCCGACGCCAAGAAGCCUGAUGACUGGGACGAUGAGAUGGAUGGUGAAUGGGAGCCCCCCAUGAUAACCAACCCUGAAUACAAGGGUGAAUGGAAGCCCAGAGAUAUUGACAACCCUGCCUACAAGGGCAAGUGGGUCCACCCUGAGAUCGACAACCCAGAGUACACAGCCGACCCUGAGAUCUACAAAUACGACAGCAUUGGUGUGAUCGGGCUUGACCUGUGGCAGGUUAAAUCGGGUACGAUCUUUGACAAUUUCCUGAUCACCAAUGACCCAAAUCGUGCUGAGGAAGUAGGCAAUGAGACAUGGGGUAAAACCAAGGACCCGGAAAAGAAAAUGAAGGAGAGCCAGGAGGAGGAGGAGAGAAACAAGCGCGAGGAGGAGAAGCAGAGGAAAGAGGAGACCAAGGAGGAGGAUGAAGAGGAAAAGGAGGAGGAGCCAGAGGAGGAGCCAGAGGAGGAGGAGGAAGAAGAUGAAGAGGGCACAGACUCUAAACUCAAGGAUGAGUUAUAAACUCCUAACAGUGGAAGACGACAUGAAAUGUAUUGGUGAGCCAUUGGAACAAGGCUGGAGACUGAGCUCAAAAAACUUGGCUGGACAUUUCCCUCAUGGCUGUCAACCUGGUGGGUGAGGGAGGAGGGGACCUUUUUAUUUUGUUUACAUGACAAGGGAAUAAUUGAGAUGAACCUUUUUUUUUCGAGGGGGGGCGUCACUGAUUUUGUAUUUCCAUGUACUUUGUUAUCAUUAUUAAACAAAGAGUUUGUAAUAUUAAUGUUAAGAAUGAAGAUUGUCACGACAGAAAACUAUUGAACUUUUCCCGUACAGCUGUUUUGCCAUUGUACUGAAACAGCAAAUGUAAAUUGUCAUUCAUAUACUGCACAAAACUGAGUCUUUAUGAAGUAUGUUGUGGUCGUUGUUUCGUGUGGGACCCUCACCAUGAAAAUGUUCAGAUGUUUACCUCAUCAUGGUCUUUUGUUUGUUUUGUCUUAUGUCAUAUUUUGUUUUGCUCUGUUACCUCAUGUAACUGUGUUUUAAGAUACUCCAAGUUGAAUCAGUUCAUUUGGACACGUGGCCCAGUGGUUAGCACUGUUGCCUCACAGCAAGAAGGUCCUGGGUUCGAACCCCAGGCCAUUCCAGGUCCUUUCCGUGUGGAGUUUGCAUGUUCUCCCCGUGUCUGAGUGGGUUUUUCUCCGGGUGCUCUGGUUUCCUCCCACCUUCAAAAAGACAUGCAUGUUAGGGUUAAUACUCCUGUCUGUGCCCCUGAGCAAGGCAAUGGAAAGAAGAACUGGAGUUGGUCCCCGGGUGCUGCAGCUGCUCACUGCUCCUAUGCAAUAGGAUGGGUUAAAUGCAGAGAACAAAUUUCAUUGUAAGAAUACAGUUCGUUGUAAGGUACAAUGACAAAAUAAAGUGGCUUUCUUUCUUAAAUGUUGUGUCCAGAUGAACUGAUUCAACUUUCUGGAAUUUACUUAUUUGGAUUGAGCACGCAUCAAGACAUUUAAGAUACUCAACUACUGCAACAAUAUUCAAAUGUCAGGAUUGUAUAGUUGGAUUUUAAUAUACCGUCCAUGUCAUCCAAUCCUCUCAUACACAGGUGUCUCUGGGACAGGGCUGC